AUGAAGCUGCUGAGAGUCCUUGUGCUGAUUGCCCUCCCCCUUUACUGUUCUGCAGGUAGUUCUGGAUGCUCACCUCUAGAAGAGGUGAUUAACAAAACAAUCGAUUCUCAAGUAAGCGUGGAAGAAUACCAAAAUUUACUUAAACCCUACUCAUCUGGUCCUGUGACUGACCAGGCCCUAGCACAACUGAAGCAAUGUUUUCUCAGCCAGUCAAAUGAAACUCUGAGCAAUGUUGGAGUGAUGAUGGUAACUAUGGUUUCUUCUAAUGAGCUUUAA
Molecule: messenger RNA, 276 nt
Organism: Odobenus rosmarus divergens (Pacific walrus)
Lineage: Eukaryota; Metazoa; Chordata; Mammalia; Carnivora; Odobenidae
Product: secretoglobin family 2A member 2-like
Exons: 3
Coding region: 1-276 (91 amino acids)
Biological process (GO): androgen receptor signaling pathway
Source: RefSeq, a predicted model, not a curated record